Oppia nitens is the source of this 596-nucleotide messenger RNA. RefSeq names its product NEDD8 (gene Nedd8). Gene Ontology annotation, cellular component: nucleus; cytoplasm. The transcript is spliced from 4 exons. Gene Ontology annotation, biological process: modification-dependent protein catabolic process; protein neddylation; regulation of proteolysis. NCBI's taxonomy places the organism in Eukaryota, Metazoa, Arthropoda, Arachnida, Sarcoptiformes, Oppiidae. Gene Ontology annotation, molecular function: protein tag activity; ubiquitin protein ligase binding. The record is from RefSeq and is a predicted model, not a curated record. The coding region runs from base 185 to 430 and encodes 81 amino acids.
ACACAAUAUGGAUGUACUGUUGAUGUCAUGCGCUGUCAAUGUUUGCCGCAAUCGACACACUAUUACAACAAUAUUAGAGAUUUCAUACAAUAUUUGAUGCAUUGUUUUGAAUUGCAUUUCAAACCAAUCGCCGAAACGGUUGGACAUUAACUACGGGAUAACACAACUCGUUGAUUGACCGAAAAUGUUGAUUAAAGUUAAGACUCUGACCGGCAAAGAGAUUGAGAUCGACAUCGAACCGACCGAUAAAGUGGAGAGGAUUAAGGAAAGGGUUGAAGAAAAAGAAGGCAUUCCUCCGGCACAACAAAGACUCAUCUUUUCAGGCAAACAAAUGAACGAUGACAAGACUGCCGCUGAUUAUAAAGUGACCGGUGGUUCGGUACUGCAUCUCGUUUUAGCCCUGAGAGGUGGCCAUCGUGUCAACCAUUGAUAGGAUUGUUAUCUUUAAAUUAAUCGUUUAUUACUACUAAUCCUUAAAUCUGUCUCAUAUUGUCAUUAAUUUUGAUAUUAAAGUGAUAAUAACUUAAUGUGUUUUAAGAAAUAAUUUUAUAAAUUAUUUCAUAUUUUGAGAAUUAAUAAUUUAUAAUAUGGUAUAU